AUGGGGGCCGGGGCACGUUGCGGGCGGGAACAGUUCUUCCUCCCCUCCCUUCUCCUCCUCCUUCUCUCCGGGCCCCCGUCCCCGCGCCCGGCGGGCGGGCAGCUGCGCUAUGCCGUGCCCGAGGAGCUGGAGCACGGAGCCUUUGUGGCCAACCUGGGCGAGGACCUGGGGCUUGACGUGUCCACACUGUCAGCGCGGAGGUUUCGCAUCGUGUCGAGGGCCGGGGCCAGGCAGCACCUGGAGGUGAACCUGGAGAACGGAAUCCUCUUCGUGAACGAGCGGAUUGACCGGGAGGAGGUGUGCGAGGCGGGGGGGACCUGUCUGCUCCACCUGCAGCUCCUCGUGGAGAGCCCGCUGGAGCUCUACCGCGUCGAGGUGGAGGUUCUGGAUAUCAAUGACCAUGCGCCCACCUUUCCCUGGCAAGAGUACGUGCUGGAGGUGGCCGAGUCCGCCGUGCUCGGCGCCCGUUUCCCGCUAGAGAGCGCCCAGGACCCUGACGUGGGCACCAAUUCGGUGCAUACCUACAGGCUCAGCCCCAACGGGUACUUCUCGCUGGAGGUGCAGACGCGCAGCGACGCCAGCAAGUUCGCAGAGCUGGUGCUGGAGCGUGCCCUGGACCGCGAGCAGCAGAGGGCACACCGGGUGCUGCUCACUGCGCUCGACGGCGGCGUCCCCGAGCGCUCGGGCACGGCUCACAUCCUCGUCACGGUGCUGGAUGCCAACGACAACGUGCCCGCCUUCGACCAGCCCUCCUACGGCGUCAGCCUCCCCGAGGACGCUCCUGCUGGCACCUUGGUCAUCCAGCUCAACGCCACCGACCUGGACGAGGGCCCCAAUGGGGAGGUGGAGUAUUCGUUCAGCGGGCACGCACCGCCGCGCGUCCGGGAGCUCUUCCACAUAGAGCCCCGCAGCGGGCAGGUGCUGCUUAAGGGUGCCCUGGACUACGAGCGGGCACAUCUCCACGAGCUCUACGUGCAAGCCAAGGACCGCGGGCCCUCGGCAGUGGCCGUGCACUGCCGGGUGCUUGUGCACCUCCUCGACGUGAACGACAAUGCCCCAGAGGUGACCCUCACCUCUGUGUCCACGCCUGUGCUAGAGGAUGCCCCACCGGGGACCGUCAUCGCCGUCAUCAGCGUCCUGGACCGGGACUCUGGGGACAACGGGCGCGUCAGCUGCGAGCUCAGCCCCGACCUGCCCUUCGAGCUCCGUUCCUCCUUCCGCAACUACUACACCCUGGUCACCACGCAGGCGCUGGACCGGGAGGCCGUGCCCGAGUACAACGUGAGCAUCACGGCGCGGGACAUGGGGUCCCCUGCCCUGCUGACCCGCAGCGCCCUCACCGUGCCGGUGUCGGACGUGAACGACAACGCCCCCCGCUUCCUCCAGCCCUCCUACAGCGUCUACGUGAUGGAGAACAACGCGCCGGGCGCCUCCAUCUGCUCCGUCAGCGCCCUGGACCCCGACUGCCAACAAAACGCCUACCUGUCCUACUCCAUCGCCGACGGGCACAUCCACGGCAUGCCCGUGGGCACCUACGUCUCGAUCAACUCGGACAGCGGGCAUAUGUACGCCCUGCGCUCCCUCGACUACGAGCAGAUCCGCAGCUUCCAGAUCCAGGUGCAGGCGCAGGACGCGGGAUUCCCCCCGCUCAGUGCUAACGUCACCGUCCACAUCUUCGUGCUGGACCAGAACGACAACGCUCCGGUCAUCGUUUCCCCCAUGCCGCGCAAUGGCUCGGUGGCCACCGAGCUGGUGCCGCGCUCGGCCAGGCCUGGCUACCUGGUGGGCACGGUGUCGGCAGUGGAUGCGGACGCGGGGCUCAAUUCCCGGCUCUCCUACCAGCUCCUGCAGGCCACUGACUUCACCCUGUUCAGCGUGGCACCAGAAACGGGUGAGCUGCGCACCCUCCGCUCCUUUCUGGAGCAGGAUGCCAGCCGGCAGCAGCUGGUGGUGCAGGUGCGGGACGGUGGGCAGCCAGCCCUCUCUGCCACCGUCUCCCUCCUGCUUUCCGUGGUGGAGACCCUGCCUCAGACUCUCUCCGACUUCAGCGAGUUCAGCCUCCCCCCGGAGGCUUCCUCAUCCUCACCGCUCACCCUCUACCUCCUUGUCUCCCUGGGUUCCAUCUCCUUCACCUUCCUCCUCGCCAUCCUCAUCCUUACGGCCAUUCGGUGCCGCGGAGAGCGACGCUCUCGCCAGGGUGACAGCUGCUCGCUGCCGCGCUGCCACUGCUGCCCGGGCUCCAGACCCUCCCCUGAUGGCCUGAAAACGUCCAACCUGACAGCGCAGCCCCUCACGGGGACCUCAGCUGCCACCUGCCUCGACGUGCCCGGGGGCGGCCCUCCAGGCUACUGCUACAAGGUCUGCCUGGGUCCUGAGUCUGCCCAGAGCGAUUUCAUGUUCCUCAAACCCUGCAGCCCCCCUCGGAACAACGAGAAGGACCCCGGGAAGCAGUCCCAGCCAGGCCAGCAUCUCCAAGUCUCCAAGCAGAUCAAGCAGCCCAACAUGGACUGGCUGCCUCCAAGCAUGCAACGACCUGCCCUGAAGAGCUCCCAGAGCCUGGAGGACGUGGGGGAAAUCCGCAGAGCCCUCCAGAAGGAGCACGAGAGGCUGUGCACACUGGUGACCCCUGUCUCUGAGUUCCAGAAGGCUUCAGCAGGCACCAACAGCAUCUGGACACCCCAGUACAGCUCCUUGUACCCAGGGCAUGUGCCAGCCCUGGAUUAUCAGCACAAUGUCUACAUCCCUGGCACCCCCACUCUGCUGUCCAGCAAAGAUGGGUCCCUCUUCCUGGGCCGGGAGAGCAAGAACAGCUUCUCCACCUUCGGCAAGAGGAAGAAGAUGACAACUUACUGUGACAUGUAUGACAGUGUGGUUAUCAACAACGACCUGAAAUAA
This is a messenger RNA of Indicator indicator, 2895 nucleotides long. Its product is annotated as protocadherin-10-like. Bases 1 to 2895 code for a protein of 964 amino acids. Gene Ontology annotation, molecular function: calcium ion binding. Gene Ontology annotation, cellular component: plasma membrane. The transcript is spliced from 4 exons. Gene Ontology annotation, biological process: homophilic cell-cell adhesion. Lineage: Eukaryota; Metazoa; Chordata; Aves; Piciformes; Indicatoridae. The record is from RefSeq and is a predicted model, not a curated record.